Pocillopora verrucosa is the source of this 3291-nucleotide messenger RNA. RefSeq lists its product as uncharacterized. NCBI's taxonomy places the organism in Eukaryota, Metazoa, Cnidaria, Anthozoa, Scleractinia, Pocilloporidae. The record is from RefSeq and is a predicted model, not a curated record. Gene Ontology annotation, cellular component: nucleus. Gene Ontology annotation, biological process: regulation of transcription by RNA polymerase II; sex differentiation. Gene Ontology annotation, molecular function: DNA-binding transcription factor activity, RNA polymerase II-specific; protein binding; RNA polymerase II cis-regulatory region sequence-specific DNA binding.
CCUUGUGGGUGUACGCUGGAUCACUGCGCACGGCUGUAAUCUCAGUUCGAUGCAGAAAGCGUGGCUUCUAAAGCUCAGAGAACACGUGCUUAAUCAUCCAACUGGAAAAACCACCACAGGUCAGAAAUCUCAACAGUAUAGCGCGUUUGUUUUAUUCAGACGAUGGAACGAGUGUAUUUAUUUCAACUCGGAAAAGCAAUACCGCACUUAUAUUGAAGAUAGUUCUUCGUUCGGCAUUCGUCUGUCCACGAAUGGAAAAGAACAAGCGAUGGAGGCCAUUCAGAGGCAGUCAACUCACAAAGCAAUCAAAGAAAGCUCUACAGAUCAGUUUACUGGCAUGCCGAGUUCAACCGAGAUCAAGUCAACUCCGAUGCCUCCAAUGGGUUCCAUAGCUCAGCGUUCACCAAAGUGUGCUCGGUGCCGAAAUCACGGGGUGAUAUCCAUACUCAAAGGACACAAACGGUUCUGUAAAUGGCGAGAUUGUGCAUGCGCGGAUUGCAAUCUCAUAGCUGAAAGACAAAGAGUAAUGGCCGCACAAGUGGCGCUCAGAAGACAACAAGAGAGUGAGGAGGUUGGACAUCUUUCCUACGGCACAGUACAGUUGUGUUUUAAUCAAAAUCUACAAAAGACACCAAGAAUCAUUCCACCCUCACCAACGUCCCCAAAGGAUGCUCAACUGCCAAGAACCGCAAGUUUGUCUUCUCGAUCAAGCUCGCCAAACAUUGACGAUACCAACAAUGAGCUGGGGUCUCCCGCAAGCAGCGCAAACGAUGAAUUUCCAAUGGAUAACAACACUGAAGGUUUCUCCACGAGAUGGAAACGUGAACGAGACGACGAUGAAGAUGAGCGGCGCCUGAGAAUGUCACCAGAAUCAAAAAGACAGAGACACGACAAGAUAUCUCUACAAAAUGGUGAGAGCAAAGUCAUGUCAAGCUCUGAUCAUUCCAGGUUCAUGAACAUCCUUACACGGCUCUUUCCAGAGCAAAAAAGAAACGUUCUGGAGUUAAUUUUAAAGGGUUGUGGAGGUGACGUUAUCCAGACAAUAGAGACCGUUCUUCCAAGUCACGAGGAAGCCCUUGCUCGGGGCCAGUUACUUGCCACUGUACCCAGGGGUCUCUUUCCCGGGCCUCCCCCGCCAUCUGGCUAUUCAGCCUUCCCGCCCAUGUCUCCCACUCUUUCUCACAAUAUUCCAUUGAGCGCUGUAGAGUACCACGCAGCUUCCAAAUGUGCGAGUGGCCAAUGUCCCGGGUGUGUGUAUUACCCAGGAGCCGGUCCUUUGCCAGUACUCAAGGAUCCGACUAAGCGUCAGACCGCGGACGUACAGUCUAAGCUGAUACCGUCCAUCUCCGAGCACAACUCUUUGCCGAUUUCAACUAUGCCUGGUUUGACUAAAAUUCCGCAUCUUGAAGAUACGCGGUAUAGCCAAAGUAUGCGGUCAGCAACUGCUGCAUUAAUAACCAUGAGCUCGGCUGGAAGAGUGUUUCCUGGGGACCGACUACCACAAAGGAAUGAUCGUAGCCCUCCGAACCAUUCUCCCCGCGCCUCUCCCAAAAGUGAGGCUGACGAAAAGCCCUUUCGUCCAGAACUGUGGAUGUCGCAGAGUGUGUCGAAAACGAAAACCGUACUGUAUCAACCAACAAUGUCUGAAGAUGCUCGAGGCGAUGACAGUGUACCUCGGUAUCCUCGCUGUGCAAGAUGUCGGAAUCAUGGCGUAGAAUCAAUUUUGAAAGGACAUAAGCGAUUCUGUCAAUGGAAAGACUGCUCCUGUUCAAAAUGCAGCUUAAUAAUUGAGCGACAGCGUCUGAUGGCGGCGCAAGUGGCGCUAAAACGGGAGGAGGACGAGGCAACACCGCCAGCGCCCACGGUGGUAGGCCAGUUUCGGAACACUGCUGUCAGCGUAGACCCCGGCUGUGUAAUGUACAGGUCAGAAGCGACGGGUUCGAAUGAGGCAUUACCGAGUAUCAUAUGUUCAGCAACUGUACAGUUCGAUGCAAACAAUAACACAGCUUUGAGUGAUGUUGAUCCAGCCAUAACUGAGGAGGCGAGAAUCACCAAACACUCUUCGCUUUCAUCGGCGCCAGGCCUAAAGCGUAAGUUCUCGGAAAUGGAAUCCUCGUAUCCCUCCCCCCCUGAGGCAGGAGAUGACAGUGUAUUUUAUGACAGUGAUGACACAAACGGCGAAACAAAUGAUUACAUCCGGGAAUACAAAGAGCCAGCCAAUCACCCUACAGAACGAGCUUUGACUCAUACGGAUGACAGCACCAAUGAGAAUCUGAGGAGUCCUGGAAACCAGAAUCAAAGCUAUCAAGGAAGACUGCAUCCGCUAGAGCUCCUUACCAGACUCUUCCCAACUCAGAAGCGGAGUGUGCUGGAGCUCAUUUGGAAAGGUUGUCAUGGAGACGUAUUGAGAGCAAUAGAAUGUGUACUUCCGAGUCAUGAAAAAGCAAUGGCUUCUCUUAACUCACCUGAAAAUCCUGUGAUGCACUACACUGCAGGAAUGCAUCCAGGCUUUAUUACUCGCCAAACCCGACCUCCUUACCAAGGCCCUGUGGGACCUGCACCCGCACGCUAUCAUGUCUAUGGUACGGCACCAGGAUUCUCAUACCCCAUGGUCGAGUAUCUACAUCAUCAAAAGCGCAGCCUGGGACAAAACUGUACAGUCAAUGACAAUGAGCUCGCAUAUAGUAUGGUUCAGGGUAGUGAACAAACCAAUAUUGUGGGAAAAGUUUGUCCGGAAUGUUCAACUAAGUGUCAGCCGAGCAGUAACUUUUGCAGUUCGUGUGGCAAGUGUUUUAAAGAGACAUAGUUACUAAAAAUUGUUUGAAUUUAAGAAAAUUUUCCAAAUGACGGUGUAUCUGCACACAGAGGCAAAUAUUACUUGUAUUGAAAUUUAGCUUGAUGUACCACGACUAGCUUAAGGACAAAGCUUAAUUCUUUGGUUCUAAUUCACUAAUAAAACGUUUUGACGCCUGUGAGAAAACCUGAAGAGUGUCCCCGCGAAGUCGGCAAGACAGGGGGGGAGUUCUCUGCGUUGUCAUGCGUGAAUUUUUCCCUCGGCCCCUUAAUGGAGGAGCCAUGCAACUUAAGUGAGUUUUUGUUACUUGUGUUGAUUAAAAGAUCAUUAUAUUUAUCUAUCUAUUUGGUGUCAAUAAGAGUCACUGAGAAAAUUCUUAAAAGACCUGUUUGCCACUCAAAAAAUAUCAAUUUUUGACAACUAUCCGACAUAUUUUAAGUUUUGCUCCACUGUUGUCCAAUCGCAAUCCACAACACAACACUUAAGUGAAAGGACUU